Molecule: messenger RNA, 609 nt
Organism: Metarhizium robertsii ARSEF 23
Lineage: Eukaryota; Fungi; Ascomycota; Sordariomycetes; Hypocreales; Clavicipitaceae
Product: alcohol dehydrogenase
Exons: 2
Coding region: 1-609 (202 amino acids)
Source: RefSeq, a predicted model, not a curated record
AUGAAGGCCAUUGUGCUUCACGGACCGGGCAGCAUCACCACCCAAGUCCUCCACGCCAUGGUGCACAACGCCGCCAAGGCACUCAUCAAGGGCACUGCCGGCGGCUACGGCGUGGGCCGAGUUGCCGCCUCCGGGCCGGACACGACGGCCCUGGAGCUCCUCCGCUCAGGGCAUCUAUCCCGGUCUGAGGACCGUCGUGGCCGGCAAGACGGGCAAUCUGGCUGCGGCUACUGCCGCCCACGGCCCCCGUGGACGCUGUUGUGGAUUUCAGCCUCCCCUGGCGCGACGGAUUCGGAGUCCCUGGGCCAGGCGAUUCUUCCCCUCCGGCGGUACGGCCGAGUCUGUAUCACUGGUGGGCGUGGCGAUGCCGCGCUGCCCGUUCCCCAUGGCUUCAUGGUGUUCAAGGACUUGGCGCUUCGUGCAUCUUGGAUGUACGAGAGGGAACAUGUCAGAGCCCUCAUUAAGAUGGCGCAGCCGGGGGCCCUGAAGCUUGGAAAGGCGGCUGGUUUGGAGGUUAUUGCUUUUUAUCCGUUGGAGAGGAUGGAGGAGGCGCCGGACAAGGGAUUGGAGGCCGGUGCUUCAGAGUUGGUGGUUAUUGGGCCGCAGUGA